Cyphomyrmex costatus is the source of this 542-nucleotide messenger RNA. Its product is annotated as chromosome transmission fidelity protein 8 homolog. The record is from RefSeq and is a predicted model, not a curated record. Gene Ontology annotation, cellular component: Ctf18 RFC-like complex. Gene Ontology annotation, biological process: mitotic sister chromatid cohesion. Bases 159 to 512 code for a protein of 117 amino acids. Lineage: Eukaryota; Metazoa; Arthropoda; Insecta; Hymenoptera; Formicidae. The transcript is spliced from 2 exons.
UGCACUAGAACUCUGUUUCUUGCUUUUGACAAAUAUCAAACAUAUAUCUAUCACUCACUUUAAGUUCCAAAAGUGUAUAUUACUUCAGCCACAGAAAAACAGACCUUAGAUUUACGAACGUAAUUUUUGGCGCCAUUUUAGUGCCUAACCUAAUAAAAAUGAUCGUGCCGAUUAAAAGAGACGGAAACAUAGAAACUUGGGCUAUUAUAGAUCUCCAAGGCGAUCUAAAAUUCGAAACAAUUGAUAAUUCAAAUGAUCAAUUAAUCGGCGAUCUUCACUUCACGAAAACUGGAGUACCUAUUUUAAUCAUCGGAAUUCACGUGUUACAUGGAAAAGAGGUAACACUUGACAAGCCACUACUUGUAUUGGAGAAACAUUGUGAUAUCAGAAAUGAGGUGGAAGAGGAAGCUAUGACAAAGACCCAGUACUUUGUGAAAGCUAUUGUGAGGAAGAAACUGUUGUUUAAGUCAAGACCGAAGCCUAUAGUAACCAAUGUACCUAAACCAUGUUAAGACAGGUUCAUAAUAUUAUUUACGCUUACA